AUGCCGUCUGUCUUGAUCGCUGGUGGAGGUCUUGUAGGAUCUGUGAAUGCGUGCUUGUUCGGUAGAGAAGGAUGGAGAGUGACGGUCUUCGAAUCCCGCUCUGAUCCACGUGGCAAUGCUCUGCAAAGGGGGAGGAGCUUCAACUUGGCGUUGGGGUUCAGAGCUAUGGAGACUUUGAAACAUAUUGGUAUCUUAGAAGACGUUAUCAAAAUGGGAGUUCCAAUUAAACAAAAGAUAAACCACCUGGAAGAUGAAGAAGGUGUUUUAGAAAAGUUGCUUUUACUAAAAGAAGGAGAUUUCAUUCUUACUAUCAAUCGCCAGAAACUCAGCAAACUACUUAUAAAAAAGGCAGAGAGUUACAGUAAUGUGAAAUUCAGAUUUGGUCAUAAAGCCACAAAAUAUGAUGUGGAAUGUGAAAAACUUUUAGUAGAGUCUCCAGAUGGUUCUCAGAUUACUGUAGAGGGUGAUCUGAUCUUGGUAUGUGAUGGAGCACACUCAACGAUUAGGAGAAGUUUAUUGAGAACUCCCCAAUUCAAUUUCAGUCAAAAGUAUUGUGAUAUUGGAUAUAUGGACUUGAGUGUUCCAAUUGAGAAUGUCUCUGAAUUAAAACUAGGAAUUCAUUACUCAUGGAGAAGAAAAGGUGUUAUUCUCGUUGCAUUGGUGAAUCGAGACCGAACUUUGACUGUCUCUUUGUUCGCUAACUUUACCGUUUUUGCUGAAAACUGUUCAACUCCAGAAAAUUCUGUUCUAUUUUUUCAAAAACAUUUCUCCCUUAUUUACAGUAUCAUUGGGGAAAGACACAUCUUCUAUACGUUUUCUCGUUACAAACCCCAGGCAAUUAUAAGUGUUCAAUGCUCGAGACAUGGAUUCUUCGACAAAUUGCUCUUGAUGGGUGAUGCUGCUCAUGCAAUGCUCCCUUUUCAAGGACAAGGUGCCAACUGUGGAUUCGAAGAUUGUCUAGUGCUGCAAGAAAUUCUGGAGGAAACAGGAGAAGACGGCUUGAAGAGUUUAGUUCAACAGUAUUCUGAAGUGAGAACGAACGAUACGAAUAUGAUGAAUAAAAUGGAAUGGGAGGGAUAUGUUCAGUUGGUGGAAAACAUGCAGAAUCCAAACCGUUCAUUUGGGUGGUUUAAUAAGAUGAAGUCUUCAUUGAAGAAAAAAUUAAAUGUCUGGUUCCCGUCGAAAUUUACUCUGGCUGCAUUCUCCCGAGAGCGAUAUUCUGAGAUUACGAGGAAACAUCAGCUGGCACAGAAAUUUCAAUUGUCUAUCAAGGCAACUUUUGCUAUUAUCAUUAUUAUCAUUGUUUUUAUGAUAAUCCGAUUGAUUUCGGAUGAUUAA
Caenorhabditis briggsae is the source of this 1338-nucleotide messenger RNA. The record is from RefSeq and is a predicted model, not a curated record. Gene Ontology annotation, cellular component: mitochondrial outer membrane. Gene Ontology annotation, biological process: NAD+ metabolic process. NCBI's taxonomy places the organism in Eukaryota, Metazoa, Nematoda, Chromadorea, Rhabditida, Rhabditidae. Bases 1 to 1338 code for a protein of 445 amino acids. The transcript has 6 exons. Gene Ontology annotation, molecular function: NAD(P)H oxidase H2O2-forming activity; FAD binding; kynurenine 3-monooxygenase activity.